Klebsormidium nitens is the source of this 2193-nucleotide messenger RNA. NCBI's taxonomy places the organism in Eukaryota, Viridiplantae, Streptophyta, Klebsormidiophyceae, Klebsormidiales, Klebsormidiaceae. The record is from the annotation of a GenBank genome assembly.
GUGAUAUUGAAAGUAUGAACGAACGUUGAACUCGAGAUGGGCGAGCAGCAGCUGCAGGACACAAAUUGCUGCCAAAUUUGCCUUGCCAUGGCAUUGGCGCAGCUAGCUGGCAGGGAGCUGACUCCUGAGCUUGUAUUUGCGCAGCAAAACGCCAGGCAACAGGGUGAUUAGGACAGGUACGAAGAAGCCAUGAUAGUAAAGAGAGGUUGCUUGCUGCCUCCUUAUGCACCGUGAAAGGGCAGCAUAGGGAACUGACCCACCCUGGAGGUUGGUGAAGGUGUGGUGGUGUAUCGCUGAUUAGUGGGUUUUGCGAGCAAAAACAUGGCAAAUAGGACGGACCCCCGUGCUCGGAACAUUCAUGGCACGAAUCCACAGAAUCUUGUGGAGAAAAUUGUAAGAUCAAAAAUCUAUUCUAAUACAUACUGGAGGGAGCACUGCUUUGGGCUGACAGCUGAAACCCUGGUGGACAAGGCCAUGGAGCUGGACCACUUUGGCGGCACCUUCGGUGGCAACCGCAAGGCGACGCCCUUCCUCUGCUUGACCCUCAAGAUGCUGCAAAUCCAGCCAGAGAAGGAGAUUGUCGUCGAGUUCAUCAAGAACGAAGAUUACAAAUAUGUGCGCAUCCUAGGCGCGUUUUAUCUGCGCCUGGUUGGCAAGCCCACGGACGUAUACCAGUACCUGGAGCCCCUGUACAAUGACUACCGCAAGCUGCGCCAAAAGACAGCGGAAGGCAAAUACAUCCUGAGCCAUGUGGACGAGUUCAUUGACGAGCUCCUCACCCGAGACUCGCACUGUGACAUCACUCUUCCCCGCCUGCCAAAAAGGUAUACUCUGGAGUCAGCGGGCACUCUGGACCCUCGGAUAAGUGCGCUUGAAGACCAUUUCGAAGAGGAGGACGACGAAGAGGAGGGGGAGGACGCCAACGGGGCUGCACCCAUGGAGGUGGAUAACGCGAGGGGCCAUCACGAGAACGAUCGAGACAAGGACCGAGAGCGGGAGCUGGACAGGGAGAGGGAUCGACACCGGGAUCGGGAUCGAGACAGGGACAGAGAGCGCGACAGGGAGCGCGGCCACCACCGAGAAAGUGAGCGCGACCGUGACUAUUAUCGGGACCGCGACAGGGACCGCGACAGGGAUCGGGAUCGUGAGCGGGAUCGGGAGCGGGACCGGGAGCGUGGGCGGGGCGUGGACCGGAGGCACCGCUCGCGGUCACGAGAACGGGACAGGGACAGGUAUCAUGAUCGAGAGCGCAGCCGGAGUCGCGAAAGGGGAGUCGACAGGGAUCGUGACAGAGACCGGGGCCGUGAGCGAGAGCGGGAGCGCAGGCCUAGGGACCGCUCUGCUUCAGCAGAACCCGAGGAAAGAGGGGCGCGGCGCAGGCGAGAGCGGGACGAGGGCGCUGAAGAAGGGGAGAUGCGCGAGAAUGGUGAUGGAAAGAAGAAGAAGAAGAAGGCACCCGCCGCUGAUGGGACUGAUCACCCGGACCCAGAAAUUGCUGAAGCCAACAAGCUACGUGCUAAGUUGGGUCUAAAACCUUUGAAGUAGAGCGGUAAGUUGGGCACCGCUGUUCUCUCAAGCAUGUUCGGAAAGAGCUUCGAGUUUAAGAAUCAUCAGGAUAUUUUAAUCAUGAAGCUCGGAACUUUUUGUUCUCAACCUGAAGGCACGUAUUGACAUAGUUGGCUUUUGUCAUCCUUGUCGUGGAAAGUUUUCAUCAAUCUGACGGUUCGUGAUUCAGCAUACAAAUUUUGCCUGUACCAGUGGUGCAACAAAACCUUAGGUAAAGCAUGCUUGAAGCUUUUGGACGAUGUAAAAGCACCGGAGCGGGAGCAUCUUGCUAUAGGGGCCUGAAUUGUUACGUUCAUCAUGGCUCCUUAAAACAUAGUAGUUUGUUGGAAACGGGCUUACUCGCGGAGGAAGAAAGUCCUUCAAGUGGAGGCACAUAGCAAGCCGGUUGUGCUAUUUGUGGUCAUACCUUGAUGUGGUUGAGUGGUAAGUUGAGUGUUUGACUUGUGGAAACUACCAACUCCUACCUAGUGCGUUCACUAGCCAAUUGCAACUUCGUAUACUGGCAGUGAGCCAUCGAUUGCCUCUUAAUUGCAAAAGGUGGUGAGCAUUGGUGGCAGCUCCGUGUGCUGACAAGCAAUCUUCCAUAAACAUGGUCCAAAUUCCUCCUCUCAAUUGCAAAGAUCGAUG